This is a messenger RNA of Engraulis encrasicolus (European anchovy), 1459 nucleotides long. Its product is annotated as CCN family member 3-like. The transcript is spliced from 5 exons. Gene Ontology annotation, molecular function: integrin binding; heparin binding. Bases 58 to 1125 code for a protein of 355 amino acids. Gene Ontology annotation, biological process: cell adhesion; signal transduction. The record is from RefSeq and is a predicted model, not a curated record. Gene Ontology annotation, cellular component: extracellular matrix; extracellular region. Lineage: Eukaryota; Metazoa; Chordata; Actinopteri; Clupeiformes; Engraulidae.
UAAGCUGAAAACCCGCAAAGACCACAUUAACACAGGGGCUUAACAUUGUGGAUAAGGAUGACUAGCUGCGCGAACAAAAUGGUGAUUUUCUACUUAUAUGCACAGGUGGCGUUUGGAGUGCUGACUUGGGCGCAGAUGUGCCCAUCCAGAUGUCGUUGUCCAGAGGAACCACCGAUGUGUGGACGCGGAGUGCCACUGAUUCUUGACGACUGCGCGUGCUGUCUGGUCUGCGCGAGGCAAAUGGGAGAGAUUUGCUCCGAGCUCACGCCGUGUGACGCCCGGAAGGGUCUGCGCUGUGAUUACGGAGCGGGAGCGCACAAAAGGACCGGAGUAUGCGCAGCUCACAAGGGAGACGUGUGCAUCGUGGACGGCUCCGUCUACCAGAACGGGGAGACCUUCUUCCCCAGCUGCAAGUACCAGUGCACCUGUCGUGACGGCCAGAUGGCGUGCGUGCCGCGCUGCAACCUGGACGUGAUGCUCCCGGGGCCCGACUGCCCGUUCCCGCGCCGGGUGCAGGUGCCGGGAGAGUGCUGCGAGAAGUGGGUGUGCGAGCCACAGGCGGAGUCCAGCGCCCUGGGAGGAUUCACCGGGCUGGCAGCCUACCGCCAAGAGGAGACGCUGGGCUUUGACGCGUGGGACCCCAGCGUGAACUGCAUCGAGCAGACCACCGAGUGGUCGGCCUGCUCUCGCUCCUGCGGCAUGGGGCUGUCCACCCGGGUCACCAACAAGAACGCGCGCUGCGAGAUGCUCAAGCAGAACCGGCUGUGCAUGGUGCGGCCCUGCGACAUGGACAUCAAGCAGACGCCGCCCCCCACCGCUGACAUGCAGGAUGACGGAGCGUGCAUGAAGACCCAGAGGAGUCCAAAGGCCAUCCACCUGUCCUACAAGAACUGCACCAGCGUGCAGGCCUACCGGCCGCGUUUCUGCGGCGGCUGCAGUGACGGACGCUGCUGCACCCCUCACAGCACCAAGACGGCCCAGGUCAAGUUCUCCUGCCCCAACAAGCGCAUCAUCAAGAGACCGGUCAUGUUCAUCAACACCUGUGCCUGCCACCACCACUGUCCCCAGGACAACGGCAUCCACCAAAGCUCCGACAUGAUGUUCCCUGGAGGGCUUAGGCUCUAAAACCUUCCCGGAACUUUCCAGAAGAUCCCAUAACAACGCUUUAGAGAGGCUCUAGAACCUUCUUAGAACAUUCCAGAAGGCUCCAGAACACCCUUUAGAGUGACUGACUCAUCUCAGAGCCCUGUGAGGUAUCUUCUCUGUAAUGAGCGAAUGGGCUUGCUUUAUUCUAUUCUGCCCUCAAUUACAACCAAAGUUUUAUAUUGUACUUGAUUUUAUAUAGACAGUAGAUGAUCUGUUUGCUGCUACCCGGGGCUGUAUGAGUACUAAGGUACUGCACUCAGUCUGGCCAUUAGGUAGAGACCUCCCUUUGACUGUUCAAAGGGCCAUGAGUUAU